Messenger RNA from Fragaria vesca subsp. vesca, 1748 nucleotides. Its product is annotated as vicianin hydrolase-like. Gene Ontology annotation, molecular function: beta-glucosidase activity. Bases 5 to 1531 code for a protein of 508 amino acids. The record is from RefSeq and is a predicted model, not a curated record. Gene Ontology annotation, biological process: carbohydrate metabolic process. The transcript is spliced from 13 exons. NCBI's taxonomy places the organism in Eukaryota, Viridiplantae, Streptophyta, Magnoliopsida, Rosales, Rosaceae.
AGAUAUGGCAUUCGGAUAUACUGUGUUAUUGUCCUUGCUGCUAGCUUUGGCUGCAGCUUCUAGCUUCUCCGUUGGCACUUCCCAUGCCUACUAUAUCCCUUUUAACCGAAGCAGCUUUCCGAGUGAUUUCCUUUUUGGUGCUGGUUCAGCUGCUUAUCAGUCAGAAGGAGCAGCAUUUCUCGAUGGUAGGGGAGCUAGUAUCUGGGAUACCUUCGUUAGGAAACAUCCAGAAAAGAUAUCGGAUCAUAGCACCGGAGACGUAGCUAAUGACUUUUAUCACCGCUAUAAGGAGGAUAUAAAAUUGAUGAAGAAAAUUGGGUUGGACACCUUCAGAAUGUCAAUUUCAUGGACCAGAGUACUUCCCAAGGGAAAACUUGGCGGAGGAGUGAAUCCACUUGGUGUCAAGUUCUACAACAAUGUUUUCAACGAGCUCUUGGCCAAUGGUAUCAAGCCCUUCGUGACUUUGCUCCAUUAUGAUCCUCCCCAAGCACUUGAAGAUCUGUAUGGCGGGUUCUUAAGCCCUAAUAUAAUAAAUGAUUAUGGAGAUUAUGUGGAUUUCUGCUUCAAGACAUUUGGUGAUCGAGUGAAGCACUGGGUCACAAUGAAUGAACCUAAUGGAUUUGCUAUUAGUGGCUACGGCGGCGGAACCUUUGCACCGGGGCGGUGUUCUAACUACGAGGGAAAUUGCACUUCCGGUAACUCAGCGACUGAAUCCUACACUGUGGCACACCAUUUGCUUCUCGCUCAUUCAGCUGCUGUCAAAAUAUACAAGGACAAAUAUCAAGCCUCCCAAAAGGGACAGAUCGGGAUCACAGUAGUGACUCACUGGUGGAAACCAAAGUACCCAGCACAACUGGCAAGCCGCACGGCCACCCUUAGAUCACUUGAUUUCAUGUUUGGAUGGUUCGCCAAUCCCAUAGUUCAUGGGGAUUAUCCGGAGGUCAUGCGAUCUAUGGUCGGGAAUCGAUUGCCGAAAUUUACAGAAGCCGAAUCGAAGCAGAUAAAAGGAUCCCUGGACUUUCUCGGGUUGAAUUACUACACAUCAUAUUACACAGAAGAUGGACCAGCUUCAUCCAACCAUAGCUGGACUUCAGACAGACAAGUCACUGCUUCCACUACUGAUAAAGCUGGGGUUCUUAUUGGUGCAGCGACUGAUUUGGAUUGGCUAUACGUUUAUCCAAAGGGGAUUCGAGAUGUUCUUUUGUAUAUAAAGGAAAAGUACAACAAUCCCAACAUUUUCAUAACUGAGAAUGGAUAUGCAUAUGGAUAUAAUGCCUCGACGCCUAUUGAAGAAGCUCGUAAAGACAACCUGAGGAUAAGAUACCAUCACGACCAUCUAUGGUAUCUCUUGAAAGCUAUUAAGGAUGGAGUUCAAGUGAAGGGAUACUACGCAUGGUCGUUUUUUGAUGACUUCGAAUGGGAUGCUGGUUACACAGUUGGGUUUGGCCUAACAUUGGUUGAUGUCAAGGAUAAUCUGAAAAGAUACCUCAAGUAUUCUGCCUAUUGGUACAAGAUGUUCCUCCUACACUGAUAUGCUGGUUUAUGGAUUGAUCCAUCACAAGCCUGCAUCUCGAUCUAUGUACUCCAAAUAAAUUAAGCUGUUUCUGUUUUAAUUAAUUUCAGUCUUACCAAUAAUCUAUGCAUGUAUUUCAUCUAUCUAUAUAUCUACAAAUUAGUCAACACGUAUUUCAAAUAGUUUCUAUAACUCUCGUUAAUAAGAAUAUAUAAAUCGGAGUAGAUUCUACGCA